Molecule: messenger RNA, 3480 nt
Organism: Hemibagrus wyckioides
Lineage: Eukaryota; Metazoa; Chordata; Actinopteri; Siluriformes; Bagridae
Gene: irf2bp1
Product: interferon regulatory factor 2 binding protein 1
Exons: 2
Coding region: 247-2043 (598 amino acids)
Biological process (GO): regulation of transcription by RNA polymerase II
Cellular component (GO): nucleus
Molecular function (GO): transcription corepressor activity
Source: RefSeq, a predicted model, not a curated record
AUGAUGCACCGCGACAGAGUUGUGUAACUUUCCAGCUUCUUCCAGGCAAAAACUCUCGCGGCCGUAGCUAGUUAGCUAGCAACAUCGGCUAAAAUAGAAACAUCGAUCUAGUUUCGUUCUGGAUGUUUAGGAAAAGUUUAUUUUGUGUAUAAAGGUGGUCAGUUUUAUCACAAGGAUAGGACGAGGUGAAUAAAAGAAGAAGAAAAAAGAGACAAAAGAUAAUCGGGGGCGUAUCAGAAAUCAAACAUGUCCUCCUCUUCCUCCUCGCAGGCAUCUUCCAGGCGGCAAUGGUGUUAUCUGUGCGACUUGCCCAAGAUGCCUUGGGCCAUGAUUUGGGAUUUUAGCGAAGCUGUGUGUCGCGGGUGUGUGAAUUAUGAAGGUGCAGACAGGAUAGAAUUGCUCAUCGACACAGCGAGACAGCUAAAACGCACCCAUGUGAUGCAGGACGGAAGGUCUCCAGGUCCUCAGCCGGGUGGUAAACACGGCCCUGGGGCGAAAGAUGGCGCACUGGAUGGGGGCAGAAACACCGCUGAGCGAUUUGAACGGAGCAGAGCAGAAUUUGUACCUUCCAGGCUUCCUAAUGGACUGCCCAGGUUGGACGAUGGUGCUGUUGCAGAGGUUAGUAGGCAAAGUCCCAAUGCGAGAAGGACGAUGGUGGCAGGUGUGCCGCCCAAUUUGAUGGCCCAAGGUAUUGUGGGUACAGCGCAUAGCCUUUUAAUCGGCACCAGACCCGGCGUGACACCACUGGCCAUAUCUGCACCCAUGUUGAGCGAACUUGGGAAAAGACAGGCAAUGGGUGUUGGGAUGCCGUUCGUGAGCUCAGACUUUGAGAAGGAUCUGAAGGAGAAACAGAGGAAUGCCGAAGCGCUAGCCGAACUUUCCGAAAGUGUCCGGAACCGAGCUGACGAUUGGGCUGGACGACCCAAAUCCGUGAGAGACACUCUGCUGGCACUUUCCAGCUGCGCACCAUUCAAUGUGCGCUUUAAGAAAGACCAUGGCCUUAUUGGGAGGGUGUUUGCUUUUGACGCCAAGAUUGGUGUGGAUUUUGAGCUCAAGGUGUUUGUUGAGUACCCGUGUGGCUCAGGCAAUGUUUUCUCAAGCCUGUUGGCCUUGGUGAAGCAGAUGUUCCAGGAUAGCCAAAAAGACUCAGGCAAAGUGAUCAGCUCUGGCUUUAAAUAUGUUGAGUAUGAGAAGCGGCAUGGCGCCGGUGAUUGGCGUCUUCUUUCUGAGCUCCUCAGCGAUGCUGUUCGGGCAUUUAAAGAACCACCAACUCCUGAUUCACUUCCUCAACCUUAUUUGGAUGCUGCCUGUGCCAUGUUACCCACUGCACUCUGCCAUCUUGGACGUCCUGGCCAAGCCCGAAUGCGGCGCCGAAAAGCUUCUCCUGAUCCGGAUGGCUCUGAGAGGGUGACAGAGGAGCAGCUACGCCAGCAUUGGUACCCUAGCAUGAGCGCCCACAUUCCCACCAGUUCUCUGGCCAGUGCUAUACCAGGCCAGCCUCCAAAUCUCCAGGAGGUGGUUCCUGUUUCCCAUGGCAGUGACCCUUCACCUAUCAGCGCCCUCAUGAGUGUUGCAGACAACGUCGGUGCUAUUAGCCAAUCGCCAAAAGACAUGCCCGGAAGCAGUGGUGCCCAUGCUUCCAGUGCCAGCCCUUCUUCAUCCGGGCAACGGCGACUGGCAUCACGUAACGGUGAGAAUGGAUCCGGAACAGCUGCGGUUGCUACAGCAAUGCCCCCUGUUGCAGUGGCAGACCCAGGAUCUGAAAUCUCUGGAGCAUCUGGAGCUCCUCUUUGUUGCACCAUUUGCCAUGAAAGGCUUGAGGAUACACAUUUUGUCCAGUGCCCUUCAGUACCUGUGCACAAGUUCUGCUUCCCAUGUACCAGGGAAUUCAUCCGUAAUCAAGGCUCAGGGAGUGAGGUGUACUGCCCAAGUGGUGAUAAAUGCCCACUGGUGGGCUCCAAUGUACCCUGGGCAUUCAUGCAGGGCGAGAUUUCCACCAUCUUGGCCGGAGAUGUGAAAGUCAAGAAGGAGAGGGACCCUUAAUAUGAAGCAGGAAGUUGCAUUUCCUGAACCCCAAAGAUGAUCGACGCCAUAGCACUGAAGAGAUGACUGUUCACAUGCACAGAUCCUCUUCCUCCAUUUAUCUCAUCCCUCUGUUCACGAUGAAGAAUGCUUCCAUGCAACAAUUGAUCCAUCCGUCCGUCCUCAUCGGUGUUGAGGAAUUUUUCCUCUGUCCCUCCAUCUUCUGCCCACAAUAAAACCAUUUUCACCUCCCCCUUCUCACCUCUCUCUAUCCUCUCAUCACCCCACAACUUUUAUUUCUAUCCUCUCCAGAAAUAAAGGGGUACUUAUUUGCCCCUUUUAUCAAUUCAUUUCACUUCAGUUAUAUGUUUAGAGCUUUUAUCAAGACAUCCAUUUCCCUUUUUUGUCUCAACUUUUUCUGUCUUUUGCCUACAAUAAAUCCAAUCUUCCUUUACCUCCAUCUUUUGCACUAUCCUCUCAGCACCUCUUUAUCUACCCCCUCUUUCCAUCAUUCUCUUUAUUCCCUCAUAUCAAUUAAUUUCAUUUAAAUUUAUUUCAGUAUGUUUAGCGCUUUUAUCAAGACAGCCAUUUUCCUUUUCACUCUUCUCCCUACUUUUUUCAUUCCUCAAUUAAUGCAUUUUAAUGGACAAUCAGUUAGAUUUGGUGUGCUUUUUUUGACCCCAACAUGUAAUAGUGCUUUACUGCAGAGCUAAAUAAUUUUAUUUAGGAUUUUAAAAUCUUUUUUUGUUUGUUUUUUGCUUUUAUUUAGUAUUACUGAUUCCCGAAACAUGACAAAUGAUUAGUCUGAAUAAAUGUUCUAAUCCAUAAUAGUAGAAGAUUUAUCUACAGUUUUCCUUGUGUCAAAUGUAAUCGAUCAGCCAAUUUUAACAACUAACUGAACUUUAUUUCGCCCAAAAUUCUGUAAAUUUGUGUGGAACACGGGCUGGGUGAGACGCUAGUCACUAAAUAUUUUCAAAAUGUUUCUUGGUUGAUUGAUUACGUUUGGCAAAGAGGGUUUGUUUUUGAUUUGUUUUUCAGGCCAUCUGUUUUUUAACAGCCACUACAGCACUAAAGUAGGCAUGUGCCGAUGAUGAAUAUGCAUAGGGCAAAAAUCGCUGUAAAUGUUUUUAUUUUUACCUUGGUAAAAUCUUAAAAUAUUGUACUCUUUAAUUAUUCAUUAGCUGAAAAGCAAUUGUCUCAUCCAUGUUUUUAUUAUCUGAUAAAAUUGUAGAUAGUUGUCAUAUAUACAGCAUACAGCUGUCCUUACGCUAGCACAGAUUUGCUUUUUAAAUAUUCCACCUACCUAGGCAACAUCUUUUUAAUGAGGAAAAAUGUUCCUGUUAACAACAUUGUGAAACAUUGCGAUAUUUCUUUUUAAUGAAAUCAUUAAUAAUCGGCACAUGCCUACAGUGUUGACAUUCUUUUGUAUUUUGGUCAAAUAUAUAUAUAUAUAUAUAU